AUAUAAAGAAUGAGAGUUAAAAGUAGGAGAUAAAUGUGAGCGAGUCAUUCGUGUCUCUCCAUAUAUAAAUACAUAUAACUUCUGAAAGCUUUGCUUUGCCUUCAUCAUUGCUUUAUUCACCUUUCUGCUUUCUCAUUCCCCUUUCUUUUUUCUUCUUCUUCUUCUUCUCUUAAACCACCAGGCAUUAUUGAGAUGGAAACUUUCCUCUUCACCUCAGAAUCCGUUAACGAAGGGCAUCCGGACAAGUUGUGUGACCAGGUUUCAGAUGCCAUCCUGGAUGCAUGCUUGGAGCAAGACCCAGACAGCAAGGUGGCGUGUGAAACCUGUACAAAAACUAACAUGGUUAUGGUGUUUGGUGAGAUAACAACCAAGGCCAAUGUGAACUACGAGAAAAUAGUUCGAGAUACUUGCAGAGGCAUUGGGUUCGUGUCGGCGGAUGUUGGUCUUGAUGCUGACAAUUGCAAAGUUCUGGUCAACAUUGAGCAGCAGAGUCCUGAUAUUGCUCAAGGAGUUCAUGGUCACUUGACCAAAAAGCCAGAGGAAAUUGGUGCUGGUGACCAAGGCCACAUGUUUGGUUAUGCCACAGACGAAACACCGGAGCUAAUGCCACUCACUCAUGUGCUUGCUACUAAACUUGGUGCCAAGCUCACUGAAGUGAGAAAGAACAAAACAUGUCCCUGGCUGAGGCCAGAUGGUAAAACCCAAGUGACAGUUGAGUACAAAAACGAUAAUGGAGCCAUGGUCCCUAUCAGGGUCCACACAGUCCUCAUCUCAACUCAGCAUGAUGAAACUGUCACAAAUGAGCAAAUUGCUGAAGAUUUGAAAGAGAAAGUGAUCAAACCCGUCAUCUCAGCCAAAUAUAUAGAUGACAAAACUAUCUUCCACCUCAACCCCUCUGGUAGGUUUGUCAUUGGUGGACCACAUGGAGAUGCAGGACUCACUGGAAGGAAGAUCAUUAUAGACACCUAUGGCGGUUGGGGUGCUCAUGGCGGCGGUGCCUUCUCCGGCAAGGACCCAACCAAGGUUGAUAGGAGUGGCGCAUACAUUGUCAGGCAAGCAGCCAAGAGUGUGGUAGCUUCAGGACUUGCUCGACGUUGUAUUGUGCAGGUUUCUUAUGCAAUUGGAGUCCCAGAGCCCCUUUCAGUGUUUGUGGACACAUACAAAACGGGAAAGAUUCCAGACAAGGAUAUCUUGGCUCUGAUCAAGGAGAAGUUUGACUUCAGGCCAGGAAUGAUUGCCAUCAAUCUUGAUCUCAUGAGAGGAGGCAACUGCAGGUACCAGAAAACUGCUGCUUAUGGGCAUUUUGGACGUGAUGAUCCUGAUUUCACUUGGGAGACCGUGAAAAUCCUCAAGCCAAAUGCAUAAGUUAGUUAGCCACCUACGAUCGAAUUCGUUGCUACUUGUGCCUAUCAUCGUAGCCAUCUUUCAGAUUUUGGAUAAAAGGAAAAUAAAGAAGCUUCGUUGCGUACAUCUCUAAUUGAAGAUACGUUUCACACUUUGGACUAGAAAAGGGAGGGAGAUAUCUUUCUUCAUUUUUGGGUGUUUGGUGUAAACUAGGGUGUUAGUUAAUUGUUUACUUCGUGGAAACCACGAUUUCCUUAAAUAUGUUUUUAAUAUGUUCUUAUAAAACAAUUUUUUCUAUAUAAUGAACAAAUUUUAGUUUUAGUCA
Vigna angularis (adzuki bean) is the source of this 1669-nucleotide messenger RNA. RefSeq names its product S-adenosylmethionine synthase 3. The transcript is spliced from 2 exons. Gene Ontology annotation, biological process: S-adenosylmethionine biosynthetic process. Bases 193 to 1365 code for a protein of 390 amino acids. The record is from RefSeq and is a predicted model, not a curated record. NCBI's taxonomy places the organism in Eukaryota, Viridiplantae, Streptophyta, Magnoliopsida, Fabales, Fabaceae. Gene Ontology annotation, cellular component: cytosol. Gene Ontology annotation, molecular function: methionine adenosyltransferase activity; ATP binding.